AUGUCUUCAGAGCUCAGGUACACCGCCAACACCCAACUCGAGCAUCUGCACGCUCGCUACACAGGCACAGGACACGCUGAUCUGACGAAAUACGAAUGGCUCACGCACCAGCACCGUGACACCCUCGCCUCCAUUGUGGGGCACCCGCCGCUCGCCUCGUACCUUGCCAUUGCUGACGGAGAGGCUGUCGGACGGGUGAAGUUCGAGAUGACUGAGCGCAUGUUGCAGCCUUGUGGUCCGCCACCUGCGAAAGAUGAUUGA
Molecule: messenger RNA, 261 nt
Organism: Rhodofomes roseus
Lineage: Eukaryota; Fungi; Basidiomycota; Agaricomycetes; Polyporales; Fomitopsidaceae
Product: splicing factor 3B subunit 5
Exons: 6
Coding region: 1-261 (86 amino acids)
Biological process (GO): mRNA splicing, via spliceosome
Cellular component (GO): precatalytic spliceosome; U2 snRNP
Source: RefSeq, a predicted model, not a curated record